GGCAACCGGAAGUGCAGAAAGUUGCACCGAAUGGCUAACUUCAGACCACGGCGCGUAGAAAAUAAAUUUCUAUAGUCCGUAGCGCGAGAGUCGCUCUUCUGCAGUGCGUUCUGCUAGGCGCAUGUAAACAGCUGUGCAUAAAUCCUCGCAGUGUACGCGUACUUGUUGCUCAAACCCCUUCUCGUGCUGCUAAUAGUUGUAAUAGUGUAGUGUUGUAAAAUGUGCGAACAAAAGCAGGGAUUCCAGCAGUUGUGGGUGUAUGGGAGAUGCUGCUGUUUUGUGAAUUGCCAAGUUGUAAAAUGUGUGCUGCAGCAGUCGAGCUCAUUGUUUCAGAUGUUCUGGACCAUCGCUGUACUUAUUCUCUUGUACAGAAGCUAUUGCACACUUGAACAAAACUGGCGAUUGAACAGUCUGCCUUUCACACAAAGCUCCAAAAUCAAGAUGUUAGGUUAGGAUGCAUUUAAUAUUUGCAACGGUUGAGGUGAUGACUGAGAAGAGUUUAUCGAUUAUGUUGUGACUGCCAAAGUUUCAUUAGACGCUGGUGCAACCUGAUGCCAUCCCUGGUGUCACAGAGACUUCAUGCGAGACCAGAAUCCAGAAAAAAACAACGUUGGAUUAGUCAUUCAUCAGUCAAGCGUAUGAUACAUUCAUGUAUGCACCUACCCUAUCUGACUCUGUUGAAAAAAUUUGGUCUGGAAAUCCAAUUAUUAUACGCAUAAAAUGGUUCACCACUGCCUUGAAUCGCUCAUUAAUGAGAUGGGGCAUGAGUUGUUCAAAAUUCUGGUCACUGUGGUACAAUGCAGGAAUAGUCUCAACAAUUCUACUGUUUCCAAUAUCGAUAGUAGUCAUUUUAAAAGUGACACUUAACAUUUGGCUGUACAAUUCAGCAUCGCCAAAUGAAAAGAAAGAACUAGUAUUGGAACUUAUGGUUCCAGGAGUUGACAUUCCUUACAAUGAGAUGGGAUACUACGUGCUCUCAUUAAUAUUAUGCAGUGCUGUGCAUGAGAUGGGACGUGAUAUGGCAGCAGUUAGAGAAGAUAUUAUGAAUACAAUUUAUUAUUACACAUAAUAAACAUAAAAAAUCCACUGUAUACUCAAUGCUUGUAAUAGCGUUGACGGUUUCUUUUUACUUCCCGUGCAGCAUCUAAAAAAUAAAUUCCAUUAUAAUUAACAUAUUAUGUUCGGACCCUAUUGGAAGGACGAUUGAAGUCGAUUAGAUCACUUAUCGACUUGAAUAGUAAUUCUUAGCGCACGAGAUAAAUCAAUAUUAUUAUUUAUGAACCUACUCCAAUCUAAAACGAUUCCUCCUUACUUGCGGAAAUAAUCCCCAUAAGAAUUUUCACUUGCGGAUUUCCCGUUUUCCAUUUACCAAGAAAAUAAAAUCGCGGCGCUAAAUUUGUAUUUUCCUAUAACUAUACAAAAAAUCGUUAAUAUUAAUAUUUUUUACACGAAUCGAUUUCUCCUCAUUUGCGGAUUAUGUAGAAAUUAUCAUUAUAUGGAUUACCUGUCAGAAUAAAUCAAAAAUAAUGUUAUAAAUUUUCACUCUUUCCGAGUGUAUCUCCGCGGCCGAUAUCGCGUACGCGAAAUAAAAUUUAGCGUGCGUGAAACUUUUGUAGCGUAUGCGAAAUCAACAAACAAAUUUUCUAGAAAGUUUUUGCAUCGCUACUGAUUAACUUUUCUACCUGACUAUAACUAAAGAAGGGGUUUGAGCAACAAGUACGCGUACACUGCGAGGAUUUAUGCACAGCUGUUUACAUGCGCCUAGCAGAACGCACUGCAGAAGAGUGACUCUCGCGCUACGGACUAUAGAAAUUUAUUUUCUACGCGACGUGGUCUGAAGUUAACCAUUCGGUGCAACUUUCUGCACUUGCGGUUGCCAUCCCUGCUUGGGGAGCGUGAUGCUGUCCCGACGGACAAGACUGCUUGAUUCACCGCGAGGCGGCGUGACCUACGAGCUGCUCAGCUGUACUGGCACGCGCUGCCGCCAUGUUUCCGACCACAUUCCAUGCGGCGGAAGAAUCACCUCGUGGGGCCGUGAUUGUAUCAGAAAGCGGCGUGAUCGACGACGCGGUUUUGUUUAGUGCUGUCAAAAAUUACGCUGACGUUGUUCCUGAGUAUACGUGCUUUAUAUUAUAUAGUUUAUAAUGGAUGAUGAAGUGAAACAGCUUUUGGAGAUGUGGAAUCUACCAAAUCUUUUGUACUACUUUCACAGUAAGUAUGAGUAAGUAUGAGUGAUUUAUGAGGUUAAGAGUUAUCGUUUUGGCUACAAAGUUUUUUAUUUGCGUAUCUUAACUUAUAUUUUGCAGUUAGUAAUGUAAAUAUUGAUAAGUUUAAUAAGUUAACUGACGAAGAAGUAGAUGACAUUAUAGUUCAAGAUGGCAGUAAAAGAACUUUUAAAUUAUACUAUAACGUUUACAAAAGUAUGAAACUAAAUGAUUCGACUGAAGACUUAGAGAUUCCGUCCCGUAACAAUAAUUCAUCCUCCGGAAAUUCACCAGAUGAUAUCUUGGCUGAUAAUCCGGAAAGUAUUAUUUUAAUUGACUGUCAAGAUAAGACAACUGUUGAUAGUGAAGUCUCUGUUAGUUAUACCGAUCAAGAACCUACAAGUGGCGAACCACAAUCAGCUGAUUCAUUUGCUUCUCGAAAUUAUGCAAUAAUUGCCAAGGAAUUCGAUAUAAUAGAGAAAGAAUUUAGUCAA
Molecule: messenger RNA, 2698 nt
Organism: Nasonia vitripennis (jewel wasp)
Lineage: Eukaryota; Metazoa; Arthropoda; Insecta; Hymenoptera; Pteromalidae
Product: membrane-bound transcription factor site-2 protease-like
Exons: 3
Coding region: 650-1069 (139 amino acids)
Biological process (GO): membrane protein intracellular domain proteolysis; regulation of response to endoplasmic reticulum stress
Cellular component (GO): membrane; cytoplasm
Molecular function (GO): metalloendopeptidase activity
Source: RefSeq, a predicted model, not a curated record